Molecule: messenger RNA, 570 nt
Organism: Penicillium maclennaniae
Lineage: Eukaryota; Fungi; Ascomycota; Eurotiomycetes; Eurotiales; Aspergillaceae
Product: mitochondrial 54S ribosomal protein bL12m
Exons: 2
Coding region: 1-570 (189 amino acids)
Biological process (GO): translation
Cellular component (GO): ribosome
Molecular function (GO): structural constituent of ribosome
Source: RefSeq, a predicted model, not a curated record
AUGUCCUUCCCCACCCAGGCCGCAGCCCGCGUCUGCAGACAAUUCUCCGGCUCCGUCCGCCCAUCCUCCCUGCGCAUCGCGACUUCAUACACAGCCCGCCGCACACCUGCCAGCCGACGAUGGGAGUCUACCGAGGCCGCGGCUGCUGCUCCUAGCAACCCCAAGAUCGCACAGAUUGUCGACCAGAUCAGCACAUUGACUCUCCUCGAAACUGCCGACCUCGUGUCUAGCUUGAAGACCCGCCUGAACAUCCCCGACCUUCCCGUUGGUGGCUUCGCCAUGGCCCCCGGCGCCGGUGCCCCCGGAGCCGCUGCGGCCGUUGAGGAGGAAGAGGCCGCGCCCGCCGCCGCCGAGAAGACGUUGUUCAACCUGAAGCUCGAGUCUUUCGAGGCCGCCUCCAAGCCCAAGGUCAUCAAGGAGAUCAAGAACAUGAUGGGUCUUUCCCUGGUGGACAGCAAGAAGUUCGUCGAGAGCGCGCCGAAGGUGUUGAAGGAGUCUGUUCCCAAGGAGGAGGCCGAGAAGAUCAUCGAGACGCUUAAGGCUAUUGGUGCUAAGGUCAUUAUGGAGUAA